Molecule: messenger RNA, 2526 nt
Organism: Malassezia globosa CBS 7966
Lineage: Eukaryota; Fungi; Basidiomycota; Malasseziomycetes; Malasseziales; Malasseziaceae
Exons: 1
Coding region: 1-2526 (841 amino acids)
Biological process (GO): double-strand break repair via homologous recombination; DNA replication
Cellular component (GO): chromosome; cytoplasm; nucleus
Molecular function (GO): ATP binding; nucleic acid binding; 3'-5' DNA helicase activity
Source: RefSeq, a predicted model, not a curated record
AUGGCGUCUGGCUCCAUCCCAAGUCCACGUUGGUCGUCCAUGGGUCUGGAGGAGCUUUGUCACCGAUACACGCAUUUGAAGCAGGUGCGUUUACAUGCAAUGGAAAAACGUGCUUCUAUUGUCUGUGGGGAUGGACUGUUCAAUGAUAGCAUUGACUAUCUCAAGAUUGAAGAACAGCUUUGUGCCUCGCGAAUGAGUGCAAUCGAGGACGAACUCAAAUCAAGGGGGCAGCCUGUGAAUUCACCAUUAGCCACGCCCCAAUUGACAUCCUCACCCUCUAUGCUUUUGUCUUCAUCACAGCCACAGACCGUGCCGUCGCAGCAUGAGCCUGAAUCAGUUGACCUUCUCGAUGAAGAUGAUAUUGAUGACGACGAUGAUUUUGAUAUGUUGAUACCCGAUGAGGACUUGGUGCAGAUGGAGAUACCCACAUCCACACCGACAACUACAGGCGCAGGCAACAAAGCGCCACCAUCUGCAUCACUAUCUGAACAAAGCCCAAUCAAACCCACUUCCUCGACUCUAUUCUAUCCAUGGGACGAUCAGGUCCGACACUCUCUACAUCACAUCUUCCUCCUGAAGGAGUUCCGCGCUGACCAGCUUGAAGCGAUCAACGCUACACUUUCGGGGCGCGAUGUAUUUUGCCUCAUGCCGACUGGUGGUGGCAAGAGUCUUUGCUAUCAGCUUCCAUCGACAAUUACGCUAGGUCGAACUAACGGCUUGACUGUGGUUGUGUCCCCCCUUCUUGCACUAAUUCAUAACCAAGUCAAAAGCCUGUUGCGUAAAGAUGUGCCAGCGAUGGCUAUUACUGGUGACAUGUCCGACGCUGACCGAAGGUAUGCAAGCUCUGAACUGUUGCGCAAGAACAUCAAUGUACGACUUCUUUAUGUGACGCCAGAGUUUAUCAGCAAGUCGCGCUUGGCCUCGCAGCUUUUACAGCACCUAUACCAGACACAUCAGCUCGCACGCUUUGUGAUCGACGAGGCUCACUGUGUGGACCAGUGGGGUCAUGAUUUCAGGCCCGAUUAUGUGCGAUUGAAUUUGCUGCGCAAGACAUAUCCCACGGUCCCAAUCAUGGCACUCACUGCGACGGCACGUAUUGAUACGGUUCAAAGCAUCCAGCAGAGCCUUGGCAUGCGAAAUGCACUCGUACUGCGGCAGUCGUUCAACCGCCCGAAUCUGACGUACAAGGUGUGUCCGAAGAUGCGAGGCAGUGCAACGCUGGAAACCAUCGCGGCAAUUAUUCAAAAGCACCAUGCGAAUGAGUGUGGCAUCAUCUAUUGUCUCUCGCGUCGAGACUGCGAGAAUGUUUCGACAGACCUCGGCAACAAGUACGGGAUUCAAGCGCGUCACUUCCAUGCGGGAUUGAAUAUCGAAGACAAACUGCGCAUACAAGAGGGAUGGGAAGCAGGCACAUUCAAGGUCAUUGUUGCUACCAUUGCGUUUGGGAUGGGGAUCGACAAAGCCGAUGUCCGAUUCGUGAUCCACCAUUCCAUGCCAAAAAGUCUUGAAGGAUACUACCAAGAGACGGGACGCGCUGGUCGCGAUGGCAAAUGGUCGGACUGUAUACUCUUCUGGUCUAUGGAAGACAGUCGCAAGCUUGAGGCCAUGAUUGACGAGUCGCCCGAUGCGUCUGCUGAGCAAAAACGACUGCAAAUCAAAAGCUUGUACCAGGUGCGCACGUUCUGUGAAUCACUCACAGAGUGCCGUCGCACGAAUAUUCUCAAGUAUUUUGGUGAGAAGUUCGACCCCAAGCUCUGCCAUGCCAGCUGUGACAAUUGCCAGCGAAGCCCCGCUCACUGCGUGGAUAUGACCACAUCAGCCAAAGACUUUGCAAACAUGGUGAAACUCAUCACACAACAACGCCAGCAGCGAAACUCGCCUCCCCGCUUCACGAGAAUCCAUUUCGUCAAUGUAUUCCGCGGAAGUCAGAGAAAGGAAGUCAAAGACCACGGUCACCAUCACAAUCUGUACCACGGCUCGGGUGCUCAUUAUUCGGACGAUCAAGUUCGGCGACUUGUCGACCAUUUGCUGAACCAAAAGGUCCUGGCAGAGUACUCGAGCAAGACAAGAUUCCAACGGUUCGCGAACUACUAUCUACAGCUCGGACCCAAUGCGUCAAAACUCUUGCAAGGUCACUUGUCCGUCCGCGUUGACAUGCCGAGUAAUCCAAGUGUUGGCGCCGCUAGCACCUCAAGACGCUCGAACACUUCUGCAGCACUUCAUGGACCGACGUCAGUGCGUGCGGAAUCGCCAUCGUCUUCAGAUGAUAUGGAUCUCACUUUCAUAUCAUUGAGUCCCCACAGAAUGAAGACCGUGGCAGCGCCAGCGGCAGCCCAUCAGUCAGUAUCCACGGCGCCCUCGUCAGGGGUCCUAGCUGGGAAGAAUGGAACGGCAGCAUCAAUAACUACCUCGCCUGCACGACCGCUUGCGGACCGAACGAACCGCCUAGCAACUGGGCCUGUCGCCACUCCUCACGUCCAUAUCGCUGCGAUGCCGCUGCGCAAACCGCCAGUGCGACGAAAAUAA